AUGUUGUCAUCAGUUCCACAGAGAAAGACUUGGUGGAAAUCAAAGAAGAUAGUAAAAGUCACAAGAUCUUUUCCAACAUUCCCUUCCCUGAAUGCCUGGGAAGAAGUCAGGGGCCUCUUGUCCGUGGAUGGGGAGCCAAACCCUGGAGUGGGCCUGGGUGUGGAGGAGGGACUUCUCUGCCAGAUGCUUCGUUCUCCAGAAUUCAACCUGUUUCCUGACUCAGUGGUGUUUGAAAGCAACUUUGUCCAGGUCAGAAAGGGCAGGAACUGGAUAGACAUCUACAAACCCUCCAACACCAUGGCCCUUGGGGUAACCUCCUCCGUGCCCUGCUUGCCCCUUCCCAAUAUCCUCCUCAUGGCUAGUGUCAAAUGGCACCAGGGACAGAGCCAGACAUGGAACAGACCAUCUACGGCCCCAAACAUCAAGCUGAAGAGGAUCCUCCCACUGAAGUUCGUGGAGUUCCAGGUCUGUGACCGGCUUCAACGCAUCUUGCGAUUGAGGACAGUCACCGAGAAGAUCUACUACCUGAGGCUCCACCAGGACCAUCCUGAGACUGUCUUCCACUUCUGGAUCCGGCUGGUGCAAAUUCUGCAUACGGGGCUGUCCAUCACCACCAAGGACCCAAGGAUCCUUUUCACUCACUGUCUGGUACCCAGGAUCAGCUGCAGCCCCUCAGGAGACUCUCAUGUAAUACAGAAGAAACCCCAAGUCUCCCAUCCCAGCGAGAGCCUCAUGCAGCUGAUGGCCAAGGGGGAGAGUGAGGCGCUCUCUAAGAUUUUUGCUGACUUGCACCAGCACGAUGAGUUCAGGAGCAGCAAAAAGACACAGACCAAAAAGGACAGCUCAGAGAGAGAGACUCACAGAGAGGAUGGCAUCCCUUGCAUCCGUGACCUCAGCUGGAGAAAUUCGCUCACUUAUGGAGAGUGGGAAAGAGAGAACCCCUCUGGGCCGCAGCCCCUUUCACUCCUCAGCACCCUGGCAGCCUCCACAGGGCUACAGCUGGCCCCGCUCAUAUAG
Molecule: messenger RNA, 1017 nt
Organism: Neogale vison (American mink)
Lineage: Eukaryota; Metazoa; Chordata; Mammalia; Carnivora; Mustelidae
Gene: GARIN1B
Product: family with sequence similarity 71 member F1
Exons: 6
Coding region: 1-1017 (338 amino acids)
Cellular component (GO): nucleus
Source: RefSeq, a predicted model, not a curated record